Messenger RNA from Microsporum canis CBS 113480, 1479 nucleotides. RefSeq lists its product as hypothetical. The record is from RefSeq and is a predicted model, not a curated record. Gene Ontology annotation, molecular function: transmembrane transporter activity. Gene Ontology annotation, biological process: transmembrane transport. Gene Ontology annotation, cellular component: plasma membrane. Lineage: Eukaryota; Fungi; Ascomycota; Eurotiomycetes; Onygenales; Arthrodermataceae. The transcript is spliced from 8 exons. Bases 1 to 1479 code for a protein of 492 amino acids.
AUGGGCGUCAAGUCAGCCAUCGCAGAAGCAGACGUGUCUCCGGACCUGUCCAUCGAGCAGGAUGGCUACAACGAACUCCCCCAGCUGAGGAACACUACAGAGCGCAAGUUGAUGGCCAAGAUCGAUCUCUACAUCCUGCCAAUGCUUAGCAUCCUCUACCUGCUCGCCUUUUUAGACAGAGUAAACAUCGGAAACGCGGUCAUCUUCGGGCUCAAGAAGGAUCUGGGAAUCACCUCGGGGACUCAGUACAACACAGCCUUGACCAUCUUCUUCGUCCCUUACGUCUUGUUCGAGAUUCCGUCGAAUUUGCUGCUCAAGAAGUUCAAGCCGCACGUAUGGCUGUCGCUAUGCAUGUUCGCCUUCGGACUCAUUACCUGCCUGCAGGGAAUCACCACCAACUAUGCUGGCAUUCUCGCGACUCGCUUCUUCCUCGGCCUCGCUGAGACCGGCAUGUUCCCCGGAUGCUUCUACCUGAUGGGCAUGUGGUAUAAGCGAUCUGAAGCCCAGAAGCGAUUCUCCUUCUUUUUCAGCUCCACCACCCUCGCCGGUGCCUUUGGCGGCCUGCUCGCGAGUGGUAUCGGCAAGAUGGGCGGCCUUCGCGGCUACAACGGCUGGAGAUGGCUGUUCAUCCUUGAGGGCGCCUUCACCUGCGUCGUAGCCGCCAUCUGGUUCUUCCUCAUCCCAGAUUUCCCAGAGGACGUCAAGUGGUUGACCGAGGAGGAGCGUGAGUUCAUCAAAGCGAAGCUGGCCAAGGACGUCGGCAAGGCUGGACACGACCAGAGGGUCACAUUCAAGGACGUCGUCUCCAUCGUCGCUGAUCGCUAUGCCUACUUUGCUCCCACAAUCAUCAAGAACUACGGAUACGGACGUGAGUCGACCAUGUAUACACUAUACCUAUACUCCUCCAAGCUAACCCUCAUCCUAGCGAUUGAAACCCAGCUGUACUCCAUUCCACCAUGGGCCGUGGCAUUCGUCUUCGCCAUGCUGAUGGCCUACGUCUCCGAUCGCAUCGGACAUCGAGCCUCCUUCGCCACGCUGCCCAUCGCACUCGCAAUCGCCGGUUUCUCCAUGCUGCUCACCAUUCACGGCAAGGAAAAUAGACAUGCCCAGUACGGCGCCCUCUUCCUCAUCACCUGCGGCACCUACAGCGCCAUGCCAAUCAUAAUAUGCUGGUACGCAAUGAACCUGAGUGGCCAUAAGCGUCGUGCCAUCGGUACCGGGUGGCAGAUCGGCUUUGGAAACAUCGGUGGGAUCAUCGCUACCUACAGCUUCCUUGAGAAAGAUGCCCCUCAAUACAAGCCCGGACAUAGUAUCUCCAUUGCCUUCCUCUGCGUGGCAGUCCUCUCUUCGUGCUUGUACCUUGUCCUUGUUCUGAACCGCAACAAGAAGAGGGAUGCCGUAGGUCCUCCGACACAGUCUCUUGACCAGGAAGACGGAGACCUCGGUGACCUCAGCCCCAACUACAGAUACCAGAUCUAA